GUGUUUUAGCUCAUACUUUUAGCUCAAAACUGUUUUUCUAUUCUGUGUAUCCACAGCCUUUCUUGGGUUACCACUUGCUUCAAAAGCAAAGGUGCCUUGAUGAUUCUCUGAACUAAAAUACAUGUGCAAUACUGGUAGAAACUUUUUUUCCCUGAUGCAGGUGCCAAAUAUAAAUAUGUUUUACUAUUAAUGUACAUAUUUGACUUGGCUCUUCUUUGAUAUAGUACAUUUAAUUCUUUGUGUGCCUCUAUAUUUACCAUAAAACCUCGAUUUGUGAUCUCCAUCACCUACAAAUGUCAUGUUAGUAUUCAACCAGCAGAGGGAGCUCCCAAUUUCAAACACAUUACAUCCUUUGUCAAAAAGGUCAAAGUUGAUAACAUGAUAGUUUAGGAUCCCCACCUAGGGCACUGAAAAGGGGGACAAAGGUGGCUCAUUCUAGGGGCCCAGACUGAGUGGGGUCCCUCAAAAGCCCCUAAUGCAAAUUUGCCGCUGUGUUAGGGGCCUUAAAAAAUUUAUAUUUUUAUGGGGCCCAAUAUCCCUUUUGGGCCCCACCAAAGUUUUAUCUUUCAUUCUCCAAGUAAGUAGUUGUAGUAUGUUAAAUAUUUCAACAAAUGAUUUUCUUGCACUUUCUGCAACAAAUUGAACCUGUUGCUGAGCAACUGGUGUCAUCCCAGCUGUCUUUCUGAAAAGAGUAGGACAAAGCCUGGAAAAGGUGGCAUUAAAAUGUCCCUAUUUUUGUUGUCUUAAAAAAACGUACCUGGAAAAUAUUUAAUACAUACAAAAAGCUACGAUCUAUUAGUAAAUAAAACACCUCAAACAUCCAAAUUUGACGUGUUUUAAUCAGUCUUGGGGUUUGAAACAAAAUUCCUCUGUCUUGCAAAUACCCUACAGUCAUGUAGGUCACAGUUACUAAUCCAGGAGGACACUGACCCAUUUUAAGACGGAGUCACACGCCUCAUGGAGGCUUGAGGACAGCAAUGCUCAUCAUCAGCCGCCAACCACGAGAUCACAGGCAGGGGAAACACAUGAUGGGGGGGUUCUGCAGAAAGCCUUUCGACCACUUUAAGUGAGUCAUAGAAAAACAUGGCUAAUCUCCUCAUUAGUGACGCUCAUUCAUAUAGGGAUGCCUGAAUGUCAAGCAUGCUGGAGUGCUGCAUGGUGCGUCUGACUUUUAAUGGAGAUCUUGUUCCAUCAACAAGUGUUUGUUUCCCUCGCCUGCCCAUCCCCAACUUUCUUGUUCUCUUCUCCAUUCUAUUGGAUGUUCAGCUGUUGUGCUCAGUAGCUCUUUUGUUCGGUAAAGCAUCCCUCACAUUGCUCCAUGGCUGAGUGGAGACAGUACCCGUUAGCACCUUCUUUAUGUCAAGACAGAGCCUAAAACUGCAGUCUGAAGAGAAAGGAGGAUCUGUCAACAGGAGAUCUGGAUCAAAGGGGAACUACACUUGUAUGAACUUGUUUUUAUAGUUUGUGAUGCCAUCUGCCGACUUUGGGUUUUCAAAGUAUUGGAUCCCCCCCGCUGGGUGCUGAAAGUUGAGCUCUGUGAGGUGUCACCUGAACUCUAGAGGGAUGGCUUUCCGCAGACCAGCUGCCCAAAGGAAAUCCCAGAGCUGGAGGAGAUCAGGAAACGAUUCUUACUGGGAGAGCUUGAUGUCAGAGGGGGAUUGGGUCCCCAGCCCUCAACGUGCACCUCGCCCCCAAAGCGCCAUCGAAGGGGCCCAGCUGGACCACUGGCUGGAGCACCUGCAAACCCUACAGAACACCACAGAGUCUCCAACUUUCCACAAUCGGAAGCCGAUUCCCUCCUUCAGCAGAGGCUCGUCUUCAUGUGGGAGUUCCAAUCUGGGCAGCCAGGAGUCCAUUCCAGCUGGGUUUGUUCCUGUUUCCGAGCGCAGAAGGAGCUGGGAGAGAGCUCACAUCACUGAGGCCCCACAGACAGAACAAGCUCACCUGAGUAAUCUGUCUCCAGUCAAAUUUGGGUGGUUGCCAAUACAAAGAAAAGUGAUGGGGUUGGAUGAUGCAAGGAGCCAAAACCAGUUGUUGGACCACCGUCCUGGCCAACUGAGGCCCAAACAACCCAUCACUCCAACAUUGCAGAAGAACCAAGCAUCUCUCUAUGGCGGAGUGGAGAGAAGUCACACCAGUUCUGGUGCUUUGCGAGGAAAGACGUGGUGGACGCGUGAUCAAGGCUCCCCGCCUGAUAAAGAGGUGCCAGAAAAGAGUAGGUCUCCUGAUAAUGAGAAGGACAGGCCUGUCAGCUGGCAAGCUCUAAGGAGGGGUUGGAUAAGCAGCAGGACGUCCGUUUUCCCUGGAGUCGACAGGAAUAAUGACCUUCUCACUGGGACCGGUUCAAGCAGGAAGUCUCCUUUGACGAGCCCCAAACCUCACAACCACUCACCUUUAAUGUGCACAGCGUCUGCGGAUCCCCACAGUCAGCAUCCACAAGGGGAAACGUCACACAAGCCUUUGCAAAGGACAAACAGUCUUCAGCCUUUGAAGGCGACGACCCCCCUCAACACACAGUCAAGUUCAGACGUGACUACGCUGAUACCCCAGAACAAAACCAGCAUCUCCUCCAUCACCAUCUCCUCCAGAAAAGUGGGGCGAACAGCCAGUCUACCUGGAUGCGUCACCCCUUCAUCCCAGACGUCCAGUUCACCCUCUCCCACCUUAGAUGAGCAGCCCAUGGAUCCAGACUCCAGGCAGGUGAGGGUGCAAAGGAAGGCCACCAUCGUCAAAGUCACAGAGCAAAGGGUCAUUUCCAGUCCGAACGUCGUCAGGGCCAGGACGCCGCCAGAGGGUCAAGGGUCGGACACUGUGGUCCGCAGAAGAAAGGCCACUAUCAUCAAAGUGACAGAGCACAAGGAGAGCUACAGCCCAGCCAAGACUGCUUUCAGAAAUCCAGAGUACAGACACAGCUAUACAGAGGGAGUCUUUCAAAAUAAAAGCACAUGGGGUCAUUCGGGAAGCAAUGGAGUCCAUUCAAACUCCAUCUCGCCAAACACGUCCGACACAGAGAAGCACGACACUCUGCACAGAUCCACUUUGAGUCUCUUUGUGAGCAAACCUGCCGUCACAGCAGGGCCCGUUUUCUCAGAAGUUUCUCCAAAAGCUUCUGGACGGAGAUCGGACACACUGCACAUGCCGUUGAGCUGCUACGGCAAAUUAACCGGCCACUAUGAGCCAAGCCAGACCCAAACAGAUGCCAGGAAAUGGAGCCAUGGGACUCACAUAAACCCCGGGGACAGUGGAUCCAUCAACCCUGGCUGGGCAGCGAGGGAGGCAGGUCAGUCGGUGGCUGACGCCCAGACGGCACACCGAGAGGAAAAAUUUAAAUUCCAGCCAUCCGUGGAUAGAACGCGGAGAAGUCUAACCCUCAUCAAGGCCUCUGAUCCCCAUUCCCAGCAGUCUCAGGAGGAAGUUCUUGCCCUAAAUGCUGCUGCCAUCAUCGCAAACAUCAAACUCCAGAGACAACUCAGUCAGAGGAAGAAAUCUUCAGAGGAGUCUAUGGCGUCUCUCCAUGGAGAUCCUGGUACAGUAUCACCUCUCAGGUCCACAUAUGAAGAUAGGGUUUACUGUGAUGUGGUGGAUUGUCUGUAUAAGUCAGUGCUGACCAGGGUGCAGAACACAACCCGUUUCUUUUUCUCUGUCUCAGAGGUGAAGGAGGAGAGGAAUACAAAGCUUUAUUCUGAGCAGAAUGAAGUUGAUCACAACAAGCAACCUCUCGCCCAGGAAAGGUCAGAUGAAACCAUUUCUCUUCAGGCACUGCAGCUGUCCAGACCAGACUUCAUCCUUCAGUCCCAGAGCAGAGUGCGAGAGGUGGAGCGGAAGGCGCAGGAGAGGAAGCAGCGCUCGGGUUCAGGGGACCGGCAGAAGAGAGACUCCACUACCCAGUUUACCUCUGUGAAUGGUAACCCAUUUAAACCCAGAGGCAGAGCUGCUCUGCAAACCAAAAUGCAACCGAGGUCCCACAAGUGAGCUCCAUCUUUAUCUAGAGAAGACUGGUUCCUCUUCUAUUGUUCCACAAAUUUUCCACAACCUAUUUUUUUUAUCUUGUUUCACCACAAAAAGCUUCUUUUGUUUUGUUUUAUCAGUAAAAAUGUAUCUUUUCCCUUCAAUUUUAUGUCACUUUUUUAUUUUCUCACUCAAAAUGCCAUUAAAAUGACCCACAUAUACAUUAUGCUAUAAUUGAAUUGCAUAUUUCAAUAAAAAUACUUAUUAAAGACUUUUAAAAUAAGAUUUGUCUUUCUUUUAGGUAAAACUUUGUGUUUAUGCAAACCAGCAUCUUUGGAGUUUGAUGUGGACGAGAAGAUAGGAACACUUCAUAGACAAAAACUUCAAUAAAAUCUGUCACAACACCAAAAAAAA
Oryzias melastigma (Indian medaka) is the source of this 4362-nucleotide messenger RNA. RefSeq names its product linkage group 19 C10orf90 homolog (gene lg19h10orf90). The coding region runs from base 1564 to 3972 and encodes 802 amino acids. The transcript is spliced from 8 exons. The record is from RefSeq and is a predicted model, not a curated record. NCBI's taxonomy places the organism in Eukaryota, Metazoa, Chordata, Actinopteri, Beloniformes, Adrianichthyidae.